Messenger RNA from Durotheca rogersii, 1632 nucleotides. RefSeq lists its product as uncharacterized. The record is from RefSeq and is a predicted model, not a curated record. Lineage: Eukaryota; Fungi; Ascomycota; Sordariomycetes; Xylariales; Xylariaceae. The transcript is spliced from 2 exons. Bases 1 to 1632 code for a protein of 543 amino acids. Gene Ontology annotation, molecular function: phosphatidylinositol binding.
AUGAGCGCACAUCCAAACCACUCUCCCAUCCCCGGCGACAAUCCCAACCAACCCCAAGUCGAGACGGCUGAGCUUCCAGGCGACCUCCCCCCCAACCCCUUGCCACACCCUCUCCAGUCGAAUCCGAUCCAAGGAAACCAGUAUCCUCCUCCUCCUCCGGGCCCCCCGCCAUCGUCCAGCACCGAGCCGCAGUACUACCCGCCUCCGCCUCCCGGUCCUCCCCCCACGAACCAACCUGCCAAUGACUACUACCCGCCGCCUCCUCCUGGCCCUCCCCCCUCCAAAGUAGACGCGCAGUACUACCCUCCGCCGCCGCCCGGCCCUCCUCCGAAACAGACCUACGAUACGUCGCCGGAGGAGCCGGACUCGCCUCCGCCGAGCUACUCGGAAAUCGGACCGGGUGUCAUCGUGACCGAUGAGAAGUUGCCGGCGCUUCCACCCCGGCCUCCUGCCUCGCAAGCACCGCAGCCUGUACCACAGUUCCCACCACCUCCCACGGCAUCCCUCCCCGUCCCGGGCGUGAGCCACCAUCACCAUCACCAAAAUCAGUCUACGGCAAGCGCCGAGCCAUCCUCAUCGACCUCGCCGUCGAAACCAGGUCUCGGGCGCAAGUUCUAUGAAUGGGGUAUUAAGGCCGGCGCGCCUAUCAAUAAGCUGACAAACAUGCUUGGGUCAGAGGCAUUCUGGCCUACGAGUAUGGACAAAGAGUGCGACAAGGCCGCGCGCGUCCUCAGGAGCUUUUGCAAAGACGGCGUUUACACGACGGGAUCCACGUCGGCCCGCCCGAGCCGCAGCCCAAGCCCAUCGGCCCCGCCGUCGUCGACGAGCCGCUCUAAUUCGCCGGGACCAAGUGGUAAGCCGAAGGUGCUCGUCAAGAUACCGCGGUCGGUCGUCGCGAACGCCAAGGGCCUUGCCAUUUUCACCACCUUUCGAACGGGCUUCCACAUCUCGGGCGCCGGGGGCUCGGGGCUUGUGGUAGCGCGGCUGCCGGACGGGUCAUGGUCACCGCCGGCGGGCUUCCUUGUGCACACGCUCGGCGCGGGGCUUAUGGUCGGACUCGACAUCUACGACUGCGUGUGCGUGCUCAACACGGAGGCGGCGGUAGAUGCGUUCGCGCGGCCGCGCGUCAGCCUCGGCGGCGAGAUCGCGGUGGCCGCCGGGCCCGUCGGCGCGGGGACCGGCCUCGAGGCCUCGUUGGGUCGCGGUGGCGCCAAGCCGGUUUUUAGCUAUAUGAAGUCGCGUGGCUUGUACGGCGGCGUGCAGGUAGACGGCACGGUGGUGGUACAACGGGCCGACGCCAACGCCGUCUUCUACGGUGUCGACCGGAUCAACACCGAGGAUAUCCUACGGGGGGAAGUCCCACGGAAUAGCGGCGGCGGCAGUGGUAGCAGCGAGCACAAAGACAAAGGCAAGGACGGGCUAGUCAUGUGGCCCGAGGGCGCCCGACAGCUGAUGGAGGUGCUGAAGGCAGCCGAGGGCAAGGGCGCCGACGAGAGCAUUAUUAAAGAACUCGGAAGCCAACCUACGCCUGGCGAUCUAGCGCCUCCGCCGGCACAACCCAACCAACCCCAUCAGUUAGGAGUAGGUGGCAGAGAGGCCGGCGGCGCUACGGAGAAAGUGAGAUUUGGUUAG